Molecule: messenger RNA, 1088 nt
Organism: Papilio xuthus (Asian swallowtail)
Lineage: Eukaryota; Metazoa; Arthropoda; Insecta; Lepidoptera; Papilionidae
Gene: Pex14
Product: peroxisomal biogenesis factor 14
Exons: 5
Coding region: 205-960 (251 amino acids)
Biological process (GO): protein import into peroxisome matrix, docking
Cellular component (GO): peroxisomal importomer complex; peroxisomal membrane
Molecular function (GO): signaling receptor binding
Source: RefSeq, a predicted model, not a curated record
CUGAUAGUUUGUCAAUGUCAUUGUGUUGUGCAUUCAUGAUAGACCUUAAUUUUAGUAAAUUUUAAUUCUUUAUUUUAAUGGUGGGAUAUUUCGAGACAAAUUUAAAGUUUAAUUCGUUCUUCAUGUGAAUUGACUUAUAAUAGUGUGCGGUGAAGUGCAAAAUAUUGAAAUUCUUGUAGAAUUUGAGUUAAUUUUUUAAACGAAAUGGCUUCGGAUAUAUUAGCAAGUUCUGGAAGUGAGAUACGAGAGAAUUUGUAUUUUCAGGUAACAACAGCAGUAAAGUUUCUAUCCAAUCCAAACGUACAGAGGUGUACAUUAGAAAGCAAAGAGCGUUUCUUACGUAAUAAGGGUUUGACUGACAGAGAGAUACAAAAGGCUAUAGAGAAAUGCGGGGAAUUGAUAGAUGUGCCAUCCAUUGCUUCUGACUUUAUGUUCUUCAACUCUUCAAGACAGUCUUGGUUACGGGAACGCGUUUUACCAAUUAUAGUGUAUGGAGGAUUUAUGUAUGGAUGUUACUGGUUUUAUAAGAACUGUGUGAAGCAUUUAAUAUUCGUUGAAGAGCCAAAGCGUAAAUCAACAGCGGAGUGCAUAGAGGAGCUGCGUAAAUCUCUGGACGUGCUGAACAGUAGUGUGACGUCACUGCGCAACGAGGUGCAGGCCGCGGCACAGCAUAAUGCAUUGCGCUUCCAACUGGACAACCUCAAGUCUGAUAUAGCAUCCGUUAAAGGGAUACUAUUGAACAGGAAUCAAUUCCCUUCCCUCAAAACACGUACAGAGCCGCCAUCGAUCCCGGCAUGGCAGCGGCAAUCGGAAGAGGCAUCAGCCACAGAAGUAGCGGUAGAAGAGAAGAAAAAGUCGCACCGAAGCCGCAGCCAGCGCUCAGAGAGUGGCGGCUCCAACUCCAGCGAAGGCGAACACGCCACCAAGAAUAGUGAUAGCAGCCUCGAGAUCAUAACAUGAAGUGAUACGUCAUAGUUCAAAUUUAGUCUAAAUUGUUGCGAUAUUAGACUAAAGUCUGUGCGAUCUCGUUCGUUGACGGGAAAAUUGUUAGUGCAAUGAUAGUGACAGGUGCACAUUGUAAAAAAAAA